CCUCUCCGCCCAUGAAAGCGAAAGUACUAUACAAGAAGUUUCGUACGUCAGGUGGACUCUUUUUAUCCGUAGCACGCAGUGAUGCAUUGCUCCCAGCAAGCAUUCAGGGGACAGACACGAGUGCCUGAAGUGGGCAGCGACAGCAGAACACGUAGCUAGCAACGCAUACAUGAUAGCUAGCUGCUAGCUACAGUGUCAUGCAUGAGAAUGCUGCUGUACGAGAGAGACCAGCCAGACCGUUCUAAUGUCUAACGGUAUUAACGCAUUUCGUACUCGGUCUUCUCACCAGUUCUAACGGCGACUUGAUUACAGAAUAACUUGUUGGAUCUGUCCUUUAGGCUACCGCAUUUUCUUCAAACCAGCCAGCUGACUAACAGCAUGUUGCUAGCGAGACAAUAUAGGCCUAGCGUUCUCACGUUUAAUAAAAAACUAGUAUCGCUACCCUAGUUAGUGGUAAAAACGUAACCAGCACCUUGACAACGAAACAGUUAACUUAGCUAGUUGUUUUGUUGUCUAAUUCUAUAGCUUUGCUGGAUAAAUAGUUUGCUAGUGUGGCACUGCGUCAUUAUGAACAAGUUUGGAAGAAGUGCUUGGAUUGGACUGGGCGUUGGAACUACUGCAGGGAUCGGUUUGGUUUUAUUUAUUAUAUACAAAGAGAUGAAACGAAGAAUAAGUCAAAGAUUGUCCAUUCAGAACAAUUCGGAUACAUUCUGCACAGAUGGACCGAGCGCAGCUAUUGCCGACUCACAAGUGCCAAUGGCGCAAGCAGGGUCAUUGCCAGGAGCGCCUGCCGGGGGGGCCGGACGCGACCUUACACCGGAGCUGAGGAACGGGCUGGAGGACGUGCUCCGGAGCGUAGCUGACCUGCGCAGCGAAGUGGCCUCUCUGCAGAGCUCCUUGCAGGGCAUCGCUGCACGGAUCGUCCAGGACGUCAGGAGUGGCAUAGAGGAGAGCCAGAAGGCGGCGCGCCGUCGCAGACACCACCUGCCGCGGGAGCGCACCGACUCCAUGAGCUCCAGCUCCAUCUACUUCACUGCCAGCACCGCCAGCGCCGGCAGCACCCACCCCUAUGACGGCGAGAGCGAGGGCGGGUACAUCACGGCUAAUGCUGAAUCGGACUACAACGGUGAGGUGGACACGGACAAGGAGACAGACGAGGAGGACCGGAGCUGCCCCACAUCCUGCACGCUGAGGCAGGACUCCUCAGACGUGGGGGGCGAGGAGGACGAGUUCUUGGACACUAAGGUGCCUGGUGUCACGCCCGUGCAGCUGUCGUCGCAAAGCAAAGGCGAGCGCCCGGCCCCCGCCCGGGAGAAGGCGGCGGGGAUUGAGCCGCUUCAAUUAAACCGGGCCCUGUGCCAUAAGGAGGCAGGAAGCAUUCCAGAGGCCGAACACGGGGCAAACCCAGCCUUGGAAACACUCGGCGUCUGUACUGAGGGUGUAGACGGGACCAGCUGGGAAGACGCACAAACGGACCAACAGGACUCUGUUUCCAGUGGGACUCAGUAAGGCCACACACAAGCAGGAUCCGAGCACGCUUGCAGGACCACAGCCAUCACAAACCCCAGCUAUUUUUUUAUACCGUGAUCCCCUGAACGCUGUUUGCCUGACGUCUUGGGACGCAGAGCAAGGACCGUUUUCUUUUUGUUUUGAUUAGGUUUGAUGCGUAGUCACGAGUGAUGGAUGUCUUGGAUGCCAAUAAUCUUGCUUGCUUGCAAUCCGUUCACUGUGCAUCAGACCUGUGCUGAGAUUUUGCUCGCCAUUUCCUGAUGAAUGUCAGUAAUGUUGAUACUAAAAUCACUCCGAGUUUACUUGAAAAAGCUUGAUUGACAUGUGGAACGCAAGCUGACCAAAGUUUAUUGUUUUUUUGUGUGCCUGGAAUGAAAUUCCAACAGAUAAACAUGGAAAGAAUGGCAAGAUGCUUGCUUUGGAUAGCUUGUAUCACAGCUGGACCAAUUCAGAAAGUCAGAUUAAAUCUAAAAGCUCUGUGCUUUGUCCUGAACAAAGAGUCACAAAUGUAUGGUUCAUUUUGAAUUCUCAUUUUCCUUUUCAGCAGUUGCCAUAAUUUAUUAUGCAAAGUUCAUGACAAAGCAUUUUGCAGUUAGAUUGAAUCUGAGCCUCAGCCUUAUGCAAAGCAUCUGUGAUGUCUUUCCAGAUGCCAUCAAGAAAGGUGGCUAAAUCCUUUAGGGAACAUGAACCAAAACAUUGUCAUUUUACAUUCCCUGUCCAUGUCUGCUUUUUUCCAUCUUAAGAUUCUGUUAAAAGCGACUGCUGAUUCCUUUCCCCCAAAGCACUUUGUACAGCACCUGCACUGUAAUUAGCAUGUUCGCUGCUAGGAAAUACUAAUGAAGUGUUGUAUUUAUUAUUCUUGACCAAAUGUGUGCUUAACUGACAUAACUGUUUGUAUGGUGUUUCCUUUUCAUUCCCAUAUUGAUUGUAUACUAAAGAUACAUGUAACAUGUGCUAGAGCAGACUCUGUGGAAAAAGAAAAACACUAAAGGGUGACCAAAUGUCCAGUUGUCCAACUGUCGGCACAGAACUCACAGUGUUUACUGAUCAAGGGUAUGCUUUCUUUUAUAUGAUGUGCAACAGGACCAUUUGAAAAUGUGUGGACUGUUACGAAUACAGAUUAAGGGGAUGUGUUCACUAAUGUUGCUUUCUCUUACAUGCAAAUAAGAGUAUGAGGUGUCAAACGGUGUGUGUUGUUUUGGAUUUUUUUGUGAGCUGAGAUACUGGGGUGGGUGGUCACUGGUGUCUUAUCCGGUCACAAGAGAACUGCUUGCCUGGGGUGCAGAUCAGCUUUGCCAAAAAAAAAAACACC
This is a messenger RNA of Megalops cyprinoides (Indo-Pacific tarpon), 2821 nucleotides long. RefSeq names its product regulator of microtubule dynamics protein 3-like. The transcript has 6 exons. Bases 568 to 1509 code for a protein of 313 amino acids. The record is from RefSeq and is a predicted model, not a curated record. NCBI's taxonomy places the organism in Eukaryota, Metazoa, Chordata, Actinopteri, Elopiformes, Megalopidae.